AAUUCCCACUAGUUUUGUUAAAGAUAACAAGUUAGCCAUUGAUCAAGUCUUGUCAUCACUUAUGCCAAGUUUCUCCAACUUCAUUGUUAAUUUUAACAAGAGUAAUAUGGAGAAAUCCUUGCCAAAGUUUUUAGCAAUGAUUCACCAAGCUAAGAGAGAUUUGAGGAAAGGGAAAUCCUCACAAGUACUCAUGAUAAGGCACCCUACAGGAUUUGUUAUGGAGAGUAACCCCAAGUUGACUUAUCUACAAAUUUGGAAUGUGAAGCUUUUGUCAAGAGCACAUCCAAGGAUAAGCUUGCAUCAAGAGGAACAAGUGCAUUUUCAUAGGGAUAGUGGAAGCAAGGUAGACUUGGAAGAAGUCAAGGAUGCUCCAGUAUUUCAAAGAUGCACAAGAGUUGGAACUAGAGCUAGUUCCAUGAGGGUUUGUGAUAUGAGAACGAAUUUGGAGAUGUCCGAUCAUGUGGAAAGUGAUAGAAAUAGCAUUGUGAUUAGGAAUGAUCCUAAUGAUGAUUUCAGCUUGAAUUUGUGAUAGUCCGGUAUUAAUUCUGAGGUGUUUUGAUUAGGUUCCUGAUCGUUUCGUCAGUUUAGCAUUGAGAUUGAGUGCUCGGUUUUAUGCGAGUGAGGUAAGUAAAUUUAUGGUAAUGCCCGUACUGUUUUAAAAGCAUGUUUUGAUUUGUUUUUGAAGUGGUGGCGGGACUAAACCCGUUUUACACGAGCAUGACUGAUUUGAAGUGAAAUGUUUUGUGCUUUUCAUGAAACUGAGCAUGCCUACUUGAAAUUUAAGUGAUUGUCCUAAUGAUUUGAAAGUGAUUGUGAAUUGUGAGUUUCCUGUUAACUUCUGCCUGUUUUGUCUCCGAUAUGGUCAUGUUAUUCGUGUGCCCGCUAGUGGGAGGUUUAUAAACGCUAGCACAUGUCGACAUGUUACUGAUAGAACCGGUUCGUUUCUGUAACCCUACUAGUGGGGGUUAAACACUAGUAAUUUUUGUAGCCCGCCAGUGGGAGGUUUAUAACACUGGCCGUGACCUAUAGAGGAGACGUCUAUUUCGUGCCCGUACUGUAUUUGUUUUCGUGAUUGUACUUGUUGGCAUGCUAUAAGUUUAAUUAAGGGCACUCCAUAUUUACUUACUGAGUUUAUCUCAUAGUUUUUCCUUGUCCACCAUUUCAGGAAGUGAAACGAGGACAGGGAAACCACGGGAAGUGACGAGUUAGAAGGCUAGCCAUAUUGUAAUUGGAUAUAAAUUUUAGAUAUGAAUCAUGAUCUUGUAUUUUGAGAUUUUAUGAUAUCAGAGUGAAUUUUAAAGAUUUGAUCUUCAGAUUUUGAUGGUAUCAGAGUGUGAAUUUGAUAAGUUCCGAGCCUUGUGCAUUUGUG
Messenger RNA from Rubroshorea leprosula, 1369 nucleotides. The record is from the annotation of a GenBank genome assembly. Lineage: Eukaryota; Viridiplantae; Streptophyta; Magnoliopsida; Malvales; Dipterocarpaceae.